Syngnathoides biaculeatus (alligator pipefish) is the source of this 5356-nucleotide messenger RNA. It is a transcript of the gene col28a1b, whose product is annotated as collagen, type XXVIII, alpha 1b. The transcript has 34 exons. NCBI's taxonomy places the organism in Eukaryota, Metazoa, Chordata, Actinopteri, Syngnathiformes, Syngnathidae. Bases 1071 to 4586 code for a protein of 1171 amino acids. The record is from RefSeq and is a predicted model, not a curated record. Gene Ontology annotation, molecular function: serine-type endopeptidase inhibitor activity.
UUGUCGGCAUGGUGGCACAGCUGGAAAGCAUUGGCCUCACAGUUCUGAGGACCCGGGUUCAACCCGGGACCCUACCUGUGUGGAAUUUGGAAUUGGACCCUCUAAAGUGCCCCUAGGUGUGACUGUGAGUGCGGCUGUUUGUCUCGAUGUGCCCUGCGAUUGGCUGGUAACCACUUCAGGGUGUACCCUGGGAUAGACUCCAUCACUCCCGUGACCUUUGUGAAGAUAAUGGAUGGAUAGUUAUUUUGUUUGUACUCAAACAUAGUCAACAACUGACAUUGUUUUUUUUUUUUUUAGUUUAGCACUCGAAGUACUUUUAUUUUGAAAUAAUCUUAAUAUGCGUACAUGUAGACGAUGGGAUCACACAACAAGCUUAUCUGUUUUUCGCAUUAGUGGGCGAGAAUGGAAAUCUUCCUGGCUUCUUGUUUGCUAUCCCCCCCCCCAUGUACAGUAGAACAUCCAAUCGUCAACAGCUGAAUACACACGAGGAGGGACAAGAAAAAAAAAAAACACUGAAGCAAGUGGAAAAUGUGCUACUUGGAGCACUAUUGGAUCCAUGUUUUUUUAUUAUUUUUUUUUUUAUUACGGAACUAAACGGUAAAUCAGCGAUGGCCCCGCCUUCCCUGGCACACACACUCACACACACACACACACACACACCACACACACACACACACACUUCAGCUUUACCCCCAGUCAGUCUGAGUUUGGUUUUACAAGGCGGGAUGCCCCCGAUAGGACCCCAAGUGACAGGACCGCACCAAGUGGCCUCGGCCCAAUGACAAUUCAGGGUAAAAAUUUUUAAAUAUUUGUGCAAGUUUUUCUGUAGCUUUUUCUGCAUGUUAUGUGCAACUUAGUAUGUAAAAAAAUGCAUUUGUUACCAGAGUAAUCUUGACACUGCUCAUUUGCAUUCAUGCAUGUAAAGCGUCACGUCAUAUCAGCAAAUACAGUACCGAAUAUCAAAUGUGAAAAUGUACUGUUCGGGCGCGGUCAGUCGGAAUUUGACUUAAUCGUGCGCAUCUUGUGAAUGAGUUUGAAUUGUGCCCCCCCCCCCCGUACGGGUGAGGAGGAUGGAGGCGUGCAAGUUGAGCGGACUCGUGUGGAUCCUCCUCCUGCUCUGGGCUCGACCGCACAGGACCGCUGCCCAGAGGCGCAACGGACGCAGGAACAAUUACAAGCUGUACCAAGAUGGAGCGAGUGCUCACCCGUGCUCCCUGGAGGUGGUCUUCAUCCUGGACAGCUCCGAAAGCGCCAAAAUCUUCCUGUUUGAGAAGCAGAAGGCCUUCGUGCUGGGCUUCAGCACACGUCUGUCCAUGCUGCAGGUCGCCGGCUGGACGCUGAGCGUGCGAAUGGCCGCCCUGCAGUACAGCAGCUCCGUGUCCGUGGAGCAGCGCUUCUCGGCGUGGACCAACCUGGACGCCUUCCACGGCCGAAUCAGCGUCAUGAGCUACAUCGGCCACGGCACGUACACAACGUACGCCAUCGGAAAUGCCACCGAGCUCCUGGCGAACGAGACCCCGGAGGACGCCGUGCGCGUGGCCGUGCUGAUGACGGACGGCGCGGACCAUCCGCGGAACCCGGACGUGGUCGCGGCCGCCGCCCAGGCCAGGAACCACGGCGUGAUAAUGUUUGCGGUGGGGCUAUCCGACAUCGCCCGCCAGGGCACCAACAGCGCCAAGCUGAGGGCCGUCGCCAGCGCGCCCGCUCAGCAGUUUGUGCACAGCCUCCAAGACCCCCAGCUGGAACAGAAGCUGCUCAAAGAGAUGGGCGCAGUCGUAUUACAAGAGUGCCCCGAAGCUCAGGUGUGUCUGUGUGAAAGAGGAGAGCCAGGCCCGGCAGGAGCCCAGGGGCGAAAAGGAGAUCCGGGUUUCCGAGGGCCGCCUGGUCCCAAAGGAACCAGGGGGGAGCCCGGCGUGGCCGGUCGACCAGGGAGCGACGGACGGGAGGGACGUUCGGGUUUCAAGGGCAGCAAGGGGGAGAGAGGAGACUGUGGGCCUCCCGGCGAGAAAGGAGACCCGGGUUUGCAUGGGCCUCUCGGACCACAAGGACCAAAGGGAAAACAGGGCGAAAUUGGACCACCUGGAGACGUCGGCCCCGAGGGACGAGCGGGACAAAAAGGUGACAGAGGACCAAGCGGUAAUACUGGACCACCAGGGGACUUUGGGAUCGGAUUCCCAGGAGCCAAGGGGGAAAAAGGCAACCAGGGAAGACCAGGACCGACUGGUCCAGUCGGUAUCGGAGAACCAGGAAUACCAGGUCCCGUGGGACCACCUGGAAGUCAAGGAAACCCGGGACCGCCUGGAGAGGGACAGCCAGGACCCAAGGGGGAUCGAGGAUUCGAAGGACCCCGGGGGAAUCGUGGGCUGCCUGGCAUCGGGUCGAAAGGUGACAAGGGGAGCUUCGGCCCACCCGGGUUGCCAGGUCAAGCUGGAGCUUCUGGUGUCGGAAUCCAAGGAGAAAAGGGUGAUCAAGGUCAGCCUGGCCCCGUAGGGCCCAGAGGAGGUCCAGGUGUGGGAAUACCCGGACCUAAGGGAAAUCAGGGGUUCUCUGGAGAACAAGGACCACCCGGUGAGAGAGGUCUAGGAGUGCCAGGUCCAAAAGGAGACGUGGGGGCCGAGGGCCCGCCAGGUAUACCCGGCCAACCGGGAGAGGACGGGACCCCUGGACAAAAAGGUGACAUCGGGUUUCCGGGGCCCAGGGGACCAGAUGGCAGUCCUGGUAAAGGGGCCCCUGGAGAGAAGGGAGUCAGAGGGGACCGAGGUUCCAGGGGGCAGCCAGGCGCUAUUGGUCCCGUUGGCCCAGCGGGAGCAAAGGGGGAUCCAGGAUUUAUCGGGCCACCUGGUGCGCCUGGACAACCAGGGAGGGGGUUACCAGGUGCCAAGGGAGAUCCGGGCCCACAAGGUCUCGCUGGAGCUGUAGGUGAGCCGGGUCGUGGUAUCACUGGACCAAAGGGUGACAGAGGUCCACCAGGGUCUUCCGGGUUCCCUGGAAGUAAAGGUGAAGGCUUUCCGGGCCCAUCGGGUCCUCCGGGACGUCCUGGCUUGACGGGAGAGACUGGAGCAGAUGGCGUAGGCCUACCUGGAGCAAAGGGAGACAGAGGCUUACCUGGACCUUCUGGACCUGCAGGACGACCAGGAAUUGGACUCCAAGGGCCAAAGGGUUCCAUUGGCGCGAUAGGACCUCAGGGUCCCCAGGGUCCCCCAGGAGAGGGCAUCCAAGGACAAAAGGGGGAGCCUGGAUUUCAGGGGAUCCCUGGCGCUAGGGGUCCUGCUGGAGUCGGACUACAGGGUGAUAAGGGUGACCGAGGAUUCGCUGGUGAGAAAGGGAAAAAGGGAGAUAGAGGGACGGCUGGAGAACCAGGAGUUACCGGACCUUCGGGUAGAGUCGGACAAAAAGGAGAACCUGGUCUUACGAGGGAAGAAAUCAUCAAAAUUGUGCGGUCCAUUUGCAAUUGCGGGGUGACAUGCCGCCAGAGCCCCCUGGAGUUAGUCUUCGUCAUUGACAGCUCAGAAAGUGUGGGACCAGACAACUUCGAAGUGGUCAAGGACUUCGUGAGUGCCCUGGUGGACCGGGCUUCGGUUGGCCAGGACACCACCAGGGUGGGCGUAGUGCUCUACAGUCACAUCAAUGUAGUUGUGGUCAGCCUCAACCAGGAUGCGUCACGAGACCAGGUGAAGGCGGCGGUCCGCUCAAUGACCUACCUGGGCGAGGGUACUUUCACGGGCAGUGCGGUCCACCAGGCCAGCACGUUGUUCCGGGCGGCCCGGCCGGGCGUCAGGAAGGUGGCCGUGGUCAUCACUGACGGACAGGCCGACAAGAGGGAUUCGGUCAGUCUAGAGAGUGCAGUGAGGGAGACUCGGGCGGCUGACAUCGAGAUGUUCGUGAUCGGCGUUGUGAAUACGAGCGAGCCGCUUUUUGGAGAGUUCAAGAAGGAGCUGGAUUUCAUGGCCUCAGAACCCGACAUAGAACACGUGUACCUCAUCAGCGACUUCAAAACGCUCCCAGCCCUGGAGAACAAACUCCUGAGUAAGAUUUGCGAGGACAGCACCGGCGUUCUUUUCAGCUCACUCCCAAAUGGCAGACUCCCUCUGGGACACCCCGACGGCUCAGGUAGCGACGUCCGGCGGCCUCCCUGGACCAGAACUGACACGGACAAGCCCACGAUCACGGGAGACUCUCACCGGGUUCAGAUGACACCCCGCCCACGAGAAGCUCAUCCCGAAAGACGAGCGACCACUCCGAGACCGAAAGCGGACGACCGGAGCCCGUCGGGGACGCAGAGGAUUCAGUCCUUUGACAAAACCCUUUUGAGGCCGGACGGCCAGACCCCCACCCGGCACUCGACCAGGGCGGGGGUCAACGGGCCUACCGGUCCCACCAUCAAGACGGCGCUUUCAGCGCCACAGGUCACCCCCGAGCUUUGCAACGCGCCACUGGACCCGGGUCCGUGCCGGGACUACGUGGUCCGCUGGUACUACGACGCCGAGGCCAACGCCUGCGCUCAGUUCUGGUUCGGAGGUUGCCACGGUAACGCCAACCAGUUUGACAGCGAGAAGAGAUGCAAACAAACCUGCGUCCGCUUCUAAAACCUCAACGGAUUACAGACGUGAUAUCAUCAUCAUCAUCAUCAUCAUAAUCUUCAUUGCAAAGUUGCUUUUGUGUAUUAAAAAAAAAAGCGUGACUUUCAUAACAUUGGAAUUACUGUACUACCAAAGAGGAGAAAAAUUGUAACGUUACUUCUGUACUUGAAUACUUUUAAACACUAACUUUUUAUAUUUUUGUAAUGUUUCUUUAAAUCUGUGUAAUGGCAUGAAUAAAACUUAUUUUUUAAUCACUGUUGUCACACUGUGAUAAAAAAGCAAAUCAUAAUUAUAUAUUUUUUUAAUUAAUAAAUAAAGGUGGGUGAAGGAUUCCAUGUCAUAACAUUUUAAAUAAUAUAUGGAUUAGGAAUUUACUGUACAUUACAAUAAAUUCAUAUCAUUUUUAGACUCAUCCUCGUGAUGGCGUUAUAUCCAAUACAAAAGAACAAUUAUUAAUCAUUAAUAAGCAAUAACUGUUUUUCCAUUUUAAUUAAAACCUAACUAUAGUAACUUCAUGUUGGCCCGAAAAAAAAAUGUAAUGAUAAAGCUACAAUGGCACCACGAAAAACUGUGGAUGAGCAAAGAAAAAUUAUUUUAAAUUUAUAAUUGACUGAAUAUAAAUUUAAGGCACUGGAAUGGAAAAUCCAUUCAUAUUUAAAAUAUUAAUUACAAAUAUAUUUUCAAAAUUAUAUACAGUAAAUCCAAAUUGAGUCACGAUGGAUAAGAGUUCUGCUCGGAUAUUUUCAUACUUUUUAAUGAAAAAAUAAGUGAUAUGU